AUGAAGAAGAAGCUUCGAAUGGGGGCCAACAACUUCACCUCAACGACAGAAUUCAUCAUGCUGGGACUCUCCCGUGACCCCAACACACGGAUUCUCCUCUUUGUGCUCUUUCUCCUCAUGUACAUCUUUAUCCUUGUGGGGAAUCUAGGGGUCAUCAUGCUGGUACGAUUGGACUCCAAUCUCCACACGCCAAUGUAUUUCUUCCUCUCACACCUGUCAAGCGCGGAGAUCUGUUUUGUCACCACCAACAUCCCCCAGAUGCUGUAUCAGCUUCUAACGGGUAAUGGAAGGCUGCCUGUAAUCCGUUGUGAGUUACAGAUGUACACGACAUUGUCUCUAGGUUGCAUUGAAGCAUUUCUGCUAGGGGUCAUGGCUUACGAUCGUUACUUAGCUAUCUGCCGUCCCUUAGUAUAUGUCACCAUCAUGGGGAAAUGGCGCCAAUUCCAGCUUGCCUCAGCCUGCUGGGUAGCUGGCUUUUCAAUUGCGGCGAUAUGCGCGAGCAUCACCUUCCAGCAUACCUUCUGCCGCCCUUGCUGCAUCAACCACUUUGUCUGCGAGAUACCCAUGGUGUUAAAGAUGGCCUGCGACGACGUCCGUACCACGGAGUUAAUCAUUGUUAUAUUUGCAGGGAUUGUCGUCCUGGGACCCUUUUUACUUAUCUUCAUCUCCUACGGCCUCAUCCUGUUCUCCGUGUUGCAAAUGCGGUCAGCCUCCGGACUUCGCAAGGCCUUCUCUACGAAGAAGCUGUGA
Molecule: messenger RNA, 750 nt
Organism: Euleptes europaea (tarantolino)
Lineage: Eukaryota; Metazoa; Chordata; Lepidosauria; Squamata; Sphaerodactylidae
Product: olfactory receptor 2F1-like
Exons: 3
Coding region: 1-750 (249 amino acids)
Biological process (GO): G protein-coupled receptor signaling pathway
Cellular component (GO): membrane
Molecular function (GO): G protein-coupled receptor activity
Source: RefSeq, a predicted model, not a curated record